This is a messenger RNA of Triplophysa dalaica, 1340 nucleotides long. RefSeq lists its product as uncharacterized. Lineage: Eukaryota; Metazoa; Chordata; Actinopteri; Cypriniformes; Nemacheilidae. The transcript is spliced from 4 exons. The record is from RefSeq and is a predicted model, not a curated record. Bases 846 to 1202 code for a protein of 118 amino acids.
UUGUUGAGAAGUGUGUCAGUGUGGAUUGGGGUACCACAGUGAUUCAUUUCUGGUUUGGACUCGUACAAAAACCUUUGCGUGAACGACGCAGAGCUCAAAUGCCUCUCGCUGCUCAGAGUGAUUCUUUCUAAACUGCUUUGGAUUUUAAAAUACUUAAAUAGAUAGAACCAGAAACUUUUUAUGAAGACAUCAUUUAUAUUUUUCUCAAGGAAGCUGUGUUUCUGUCAUUUUUGACAUUAGACAGCCUUUCCACAUAGUGUUUAAUCCAGCAGGUAGAUUUUGUGCUGGUGUUUUCUGUCGUGUGGGGACGUACCACAGUGACACAUUUAUCAUAGUGCACUGUACAAAAACCGAUAGCCUUGUUAUUUCUGCUUUAUAACUAGAUGUAUAGAUUUAAACAUCAACAGCCUUUUGACUGAAUGGCUGGAGCAUCACAGGUUGAAUUCUUUCAGUUUUGUUGUCUCUUUUUCGUACGUUUUCGUUGCUGCAACCUGCAUGUGUUUGAAAUAGAGCGGGCACAGAACGAACAUGGCUGUUCACCCUCAACUGGAAUUACUGCUCAAAGAAAACUUAACCGGACUAAUCCAACUGGAUAUUUACGUCAUCAGUUCAUAUCGCUUCAUAAUGUGUUUUUUGGAGGUGUUGGGAUGAUUUCUGUUACGGAGGGAUAUUGUCAAAGGGCGGAAUGAAGUGCAGAUCCCCUAACCUUUGGAGAUCCCAUCACUCUCACCGUUAUACCAAAAGAUGUACCGAAUACUCCUCCGACUCUGUCCAUCCUUACCAGUGUACAGGGUGAAGGAUCAGAUAUCUGUCUGGCCGCCGGGUUUUUCCCUAAAGACAAGAAAAUGAUUCUAAAUGACGAUACUAACGCUUUGGAUACCAGCAAUGCUGCUUUGUUCGAGAACGGCCGUAACUAUUACUAUGCUGGUUUCAACAAAGCCAGUAUUCAAAAAUGCAGAAUGGAUGGAAAAGAGGCUAACAAAGCAGAAAUAGCUCCUGACAGUCCUGUGACAGCUGAACCGUCUGAGAAAAAGAGUGUUCAACUGGAUUGUCCACAAAGUGUUUCUAAUACUUCAGUUUCCACUAACACUGGUGAUCCUAAAAUGAACUCCGUGACCCUACUUAUGACAGGUCUGAGAAUUCUGCUUGCUAAAUGUGUUACAGUCAAUGUAUUGAUGUCUGUCAAGGCCAUCAUAGUUUAGAAGAUAAAUACAGCUAAAUAUGAAUUCAGCAGAUAUGAAUGUUUAUAUCGAGCCACAAUGUCAGCUUUGCAUGUCUUUUGUAAUUAAUGUUACAGAGAUCAAAAUUAUAUGUAGAUAAAAUAAAAUAUGUUUUGUAAA